Molecule: messenger RNA, 2901 nt
Organism: Emys orbicularis (European pond turtle)
Lineage: Eukaryota; Metazoa; Chordata; Testudines; Emydidae
Gene: MFSD1
Product: major facilitator superfamily domain containing 1
Exons: 17
Coding region: 63-1487 (474 amino acids)
Biological process (GO): transmembrane transport
Cellular component (GO): lysosome
Molecular function (GO): transmembrane transporter activity
Source: RefSeq, a predicted model, not a curated record
AGGCGCUGCCGGCCCUGUGCGACCCGCGGCGGCUGGCCCACCGGCUGCUGGUCCUGGCCUUCAUGUGCUUCCUGGGCUUCGGUAGCUAUUUUUGCUAUGACAAUCCAGCAGCUCUGCAGACUCAGGUUCAAAGGGAUAUGAAGGUGAACACAGCUACAUUCAUGGCAUUAUAUGCCUGGUAUUCCUGGCCCAAUGUGGUUCUCUGUUUCUUUGGAGGCUUUCUGAUAGACAGAGUAUUUGGAAUAAGGUUGGGCACCGUAAUAUUCAGCUCCUUUGUUUGUGUUGGACAAGUGAUCUUUGCGACGGGAGCUCUAUUUAAUGCUUUUUGGCUAAUGGAAGCUGGCAGAUUUGUAUUUGGAAUUGGUGGGGAAUCCUUAGCAGUAGCACAAAAUGCCUAUGCUGUCAGUUGGUUUAAAGGCAAGGAAUUAAACCUCGUGUUUGGAUUACAACUUAGCAUGGCCAGAAUUGGGAGCACUGUGAAUAUGAAUAUCAUGGGAUGGAUAUACUCCAGAGUUCAAGAUCUGCUGGGCUCUACAGGUCACAGUACACUUGGAUUUACACUCAUGAUAGGUGGUGUAACAUGUAUCUUUUCACUAAUCUGUGCACUAAUUCUCGCUUAUCUGGACAAGAGAGCAGAAAAAAUCCUUUGUAAAGAGCAAGGAAAAACUGGUGAAGUGAUUAAAUUAACUGAUGUGAAAGACUUCUCGUUGUCCUUGUGGCUCAUAUUUAUAAUCUGUGUUUGUUAUUAUGCGGCUGUGUUUCCUUUCAUUGGACUUGGGAAGGUUUUCUUCAUUGAGAAAUUCAAAUUUUCUUCUCAAGAAGCAAGUGCAAUUAACAGCAUUGUAUACAUCAUAUCAGCACCCAUGUCCCCUGUCUUUGGAUUCCUGGUGGAUAAACUUGGAAGAAAUAUUAUCUGGGUUAUGUUUGCUGUAGUGGCAACCCUUGCUUCUCACGUUAUGUUGGCCUUUACGUUCUGGAACCCUUGGAUUGCUAUGUGUAUGUUGGGAGUAGCCUAUUCACUGCUUGCCUGUGCUUUGUGGCCAAUGGUAGCAUUUGUUGUUCCGGAACAUCAGCUGGGAACUGCUUAUGGCUUUAUGCAGUCUAUCCAAAAUCUGGGUCUGGCAAUUAUUGCCAUAGCAGCUGGUACGAUACUGGAUUCUCGAGGGUAUCUGUUUCUAGAAGUCUUCUUCAGUGCUUGUAUUUGCUUGUCACUAAUAGCUGUAGUCAUGCUGUAUUUUGUGAAUCACCUCACUGGAGGUGAUCUUAACUGGUCUGCAAAGAAAAGGGAAAAACUGCAAAAGCUAGCUGCAGCUGAAGCAGAAAAACAAGAGAAACUCAGACGUGAAAACGAAGAUGACUUGGCCAAAUUACAGCCAAAGAAUGACUUUAGUUUAAGGAAUAGGUAUCUCUCCAAACUAGGAGCUCAGCUGCCCGAUAAUUACGCUUCCUACUUACCUGCAUUGGCACACAGAAGUGUGCUGAAAUAGCAUCACUCUGCACAAGUUUGUCAAGAGAUGGAAGUGCUCUGAAGUUUAUGCAGACAGAAACUUGAUCUUACUAGUCAAGAAAUACACAUAGAACAAAAGCAGAAUAAUGCACCAUGUUCUAUAUUUGAAUCCACAUGCUGUCAUCAGCAAGCACCUUACCUUUAAAAAUGUAGUGUCAAUAAGUGGCUCCUAUGGUAAUGUGAAACAUUAGUUCAGGUUUGAAGCAUUAGGUGAGGUUUGGCUUCUGUGUGCCAUACAAAACCAAAUCUGAAACUUUAAAGCCUUGGGAAACAAUAGCCUGUUAGCCAUUCUACAUAUUCUUGAUGUAGGCAUUAGUCCGGUCAUACUACAUUUUAUGCUGGACAUCCUUGUUAACUUCCUGCAAUAAUUCAGUUUUACUAACAUUUUCCAUAGUGAAAGAAACAGUAGAAAUAGGACUGCCUUUUUAAGUUCUGUCAAAUUGAGAUUUUUACAAAAACUUGGCUGUUUUAUUUAUUUAAAAAAAACAAAACACAGUAUAUUCAUUAAAGCCAGACUUGGAAGUUGCACUAGUACAUGGUGAUGGUGUUAAUGAAAGCUGAGCUAUUUUCCUGUGGAAAUAAAAACUGUAUCAAGUGUCAUAACUAUCAAAUUGUUAACUGUAAUGUGUAACUUUCAAUCAGCGUAAUAUUUAUACAAAUGUAGUGUGGAGUAUCUACUACUUUUAAUAUUAUCUGCAAUGAGAAAAAUGGCUUUAGGACCAACUUUAUCCCAAAGAUGUGUGGGCUCCCAUGCUUGCAAUGUAAGCAGAACUGGACCCUAAAAUCUCAUACAACAUAUAUAUUUCUUAAGUGGAUAGUAGAAAACUAAAAAAGUAGACUAACUUUGACUGAAUUUUCAGUCUUUUAAAGUGUGGUCUUAAUCUGAGCUAAAUUAUUAUACUCUGACCUUUAUUGCUUAAAAUUUGUCUUAACUGCACAGGGAAGCCAGUAUUUUUUUCUAAUAGCUUGUUACCCUAACAGUUGUAUUAAUUUAAUAAAUCAGAAGUAACUUGAGGAAUGUUGACAUUUAUAUCUGGAACUUUUGGUUCUAUUAAGAAUUUUGUAUAUGCAAAUAUACUCUUUUUUGAAGUGAGUUACUUUUCUAUGACUUUUUCAGUAUUCUACAAACUUUAUCAAAGAUAGUAUUAUGAAUUGUGUAGAACUGCCAUAGUCUGGCCUCAUUAAAUCUAUCCAGGAAGAUAGUAUAAAACUUGGUGCUUUUAUGUGUUACUGUUGAAGAUUGCAUUUACACAUGGUAGUGCUAAACCUUUUUGUUUGGUUUUUUUACUAUGCUAUCUUCAGGAAAAAAGCAGCAUAAACCAUCCAUGGCUGGAUUGUGUACAGUUGAUUUGCUUAUAUACUUAUAGAUGCUGAUCUUUUUUUAGUAAAUAAAA